Molecule: messenger RNA, 1595 nt
Organism: Acanthochromis polyacanthus (spiny chromis)
Lineage: Eukaryota; Metazoa; Chordata; Actinopteri; Pomacentridae
Exons: 3
Coding region: 405-1595 (396 amino acids)
Source: RefSeq, a predicted model, not a curated record
CUGCGUAAAAAGCAGCUCCUGCCGCGCCGCGUCGUUCUUCCCUCUCAUUUCUGGAGACGCGGAGUGAUUUAGAGGCAGCAGCCCGGAGGCGGCGGCUGCUCCGGUGUGUGUCCGACCCUCAGAGCGGCUCUCACUGUCGGACACACGUGUGUCUCAUUUGGCCGCUGCAGCCCCGACAGCUCAGCUUCCUCCACAAGGAAGUGAUGGAGGAGGAAAGUUUGUGACGCCUCUGCGUUUGGUUCGGGACCGUACUCAGGAAAAACGGCAGAGCCUGACCGCUUUGCGCAGUUCGCUCGCCCUCGUCGUUCCUUGCGUUACGUUUCCUAGGAUUCAGUAAAUCUGAGAAAUCUGCAUGGAUUUGGGAUUAACGGGGUCUCCGACAGUGAAAUGUCUCAGCAGUGGAAAUGCAGCUCCACGCCUGUCUGUUGCUUUUUAUUAUCACAACAGAUAAAAUAUUGGCCUCGUCACACCAUCAUUGUGGUGGAAAUGUCUUCCUGGAUGAAGAGCCUGCAGGCCACAUCAGUCUCACUUCACCUGGACUGUUCACUGACACCAGCACACUCGACUCCGUGAAGCAGCAGUCUGAUGAAUCCUUACAGGCUUCAGUUUGCGCUUGGAUGAUACAUAUUCCUCUGGGGAGGACGGUACUUUUAAAGUUGGAACGUGGAUCAAACAUAUCAGUGCGCUGUGUCUGGAACGAGGAAGUUCUGGUCUUGGACAGCGGAGGAACGACUCUGCUGUCCGGCUGCGACAGAAACAAAGCCGCCCUCAUUUGGACAAGAGCAGAACAUUCUCCAAACGCAGUUCAGUUGGCUUAUUAUGUCCAGGAAGAUGAGAGGAAUUCCUCGGAGGACGGCUCAACCCGCCAUCCAGACCUUACUCAGUGGUCUCAGACAGGAACCAGCUUUACAAGUGCUGCUCCUGUUGGUCAAGACGUGGUGAGAGGCACAGAGGAGGGCAGAGGUCGCCUCUAUGAAGGUCAGGAGUGGAGCUCUGGGCCUCAGUCUGUGUCUAGUGGCUCUUCUCAGGACCAGGGGCUGCUGCUCCCCACCUCACCCCAGCAUCGACACCCUGUCUCUGGGAGAGCCGAUAGGGAAACUCUCCCUCUUCCUGAGGAAAAGCCAAACAAUGGAGCGGAUACAUCUGGAGCUGCUCACCUCACUGAUCGUCCCCUGACUGCCAGCGAGGGAACACGCCCAUAUUUUGUGCAUGCUUUCAGUACAGACAGCGAAUCUAACACAGCAAACCCCAGUGAUGAGAUCCCACAAACCCAGAAGACAGAUGCAACAGGCAGGAGGUCCAGCGCUUUGCUUGGCACAGAGAUACCCAAACAUACAUCCACCGAGACGUCUGAACACACAGACAAACACAGCUCCAGCUUUCUUCCUCUCACCUCCUCUCCUCCUGAGCUACCUUCCAGGACGAUCUGGGAGAUUCUCAUCCCACGUGGUGGAGCUGUUAGCGGGACACCCGGAGAUAACCAGCCUCAUUCCUGGAGGAGCCAGCGAAGCACAGACAGACUCGCUUCUGAUCUGACCUCCGUCACCACCCACCUCCGACCCUUUAAAGUCAUCCACCACACCUCCGCAGCAUGA